Molecule: messenger RNA, 1757 nt
Organism: Brachypodium distachyon (stiff brome)
Lineage: Eukaryota; Viridiplantae; Streptophyta; Magnoliopsida; Poales; Poaceae
Exons: 2
Coding region: 71-1348 (425 amino acids)
Source: RefSeq, a predicted model, not a curated record
CUUGUUGCUCUCCACAGUCCACAUUAAUUUGAGCAGCUAGCUAGCGAGCGCACUGUGAGACGAGGGAAAAAUGUACGUGACGAGGCGGCUGUCGGUGUACCUGGCCGACCCCUCGGCCACCGCGGAACCGCCGCCCGAAGGCCCGGGCUCAGGGUUCCUGGUCGUGGUGGAUGAGACUGGGGAAACAGCCAGAACACGGUGCUGGGGCAUGUGCGUGGACAGGGAGAUGCGCGGCCUUCCCUUCCCGCAGAACCGGCAGCUGGCGCUGCGGGAGAGCAGCAGCUCUAGCCCUCUGGAGUCAUGCGCAACCUUUAUUGAUUUCGUCGGGGAGAUAGUAGGUACCUGCACCGGCAUCCAGUCCGGCCGCGCGCCCGGCAGCAAGGCGCCCAAGGUCCCCGACUAUGCCAUGUUGCUGCCCGUCGUCGGCCAGCCGCUGUCGUCCGGCCGCUACUACGUCGUCCAGGUCGGCGGCAAACACAGGGGGAAGGUGUCGGCGUGUUCCAAGGAGGACGACAAGACGACCUGCUGCUUCGGCUGCUCCUGCGUCAACGACGUGAAGCCGAGGCCCUUGGACCGCCGCGACCUCUACCAACAGGUGGAGGUCCAGCGUCUUCCGUCCUCGUCGGGCUUCAUGGCGGUGGCGGUCGCCGCGGACGGCAUCCCGCCGCACCACCUGAGGAAGAAGGGCUGGAAGGUGAACACCAUGAUGUCGCCCAGGUACGACCUCACCGACGCGCUAGGCGUGGACUCCGCUCUGCGCCGCCGGAUGCCAGACCUCGACGACAGCCUCAGCGUCGUCGUGGGCAGAUGGUACGUCCCGUUCAUGUUCGUCAAGGCCGACGGGGAGCGCAGCCUCAAGGAGCAGUCGCGCCGGUGCACGUUCUACGAGAUGACCAUGGAGCAGAGCUGGGAGCAGAUAUACUGCCGCGACGACCCGGCGGCGGAGGUCGCCGUGACCGCCACGGUGCGCCGGUCGACGGCGCUGCUGGGUGGCACCGGCGUGCAGGUGCAAGAGGGCUGGCCCCACGCGGACGACGACGGCGGGACGGUGUGGUUCCGACCGGCCGCAGCGGCGGCGGCGGCCACCGUGGGGCUGGACGUGGUGCUGUGGGAGAGGAUGAGGUGGGAGGCUGACAAGGGGGGCUGGGUCGCGCCGGCCGGCAAUGGCGACGAGGAGAGGAUAGAGAGGGUGGAGAGGCAUGACGACGUCGCCCAGCUGGUGGGGCACGGGCACAAGUUUCGAUGCUAUUUGCUGGUGGAGAGGUUUCUGCUCAAGAGGAUGGAUGGCAGCCUCGCACUCACCUGCGAGUUCAGGCAUACUGACAAGAUUAAAGCCAAGUGGCUUUAAUUAACUAACAAAGUCGGCUAUGGCCAUGUUUCUUUUAGCUUCUGCCUGAGGUUUUGAUGUUUCUAGCAAUUUUAAAAACAUUUUUCUCGUUUACACAUAAAUCUGAGAAGCACCUCAGCUCAUCAAAAGCACGUUCGGAGAUGCUUCUCAGCUUUAUGCGUAAACAGGAGAAGUGAUUUUGAAAUUGCUAAAAACACCAAAAACUGAAGCAGAAGUCCAAACAAACGGGACCUAUAAGUCCUAUGGAGUAUGACCUCCUUUCCUUUUCCGCUGCUACUCAGUUACGUAAGUUUGGUACUGUAAGAACUAUCUCUAUGAAAACCCUUAAACUUGUGUUACCCAUGUAUUGUGGUUCUUGAUGUGAUUCCAAUGGUAUAUGUAUACAUAUUUGAGAGCGGAUUUUUGCAAA